Cyprinus carpio (common carp) is the source of this 2028-nucleotide messenger RNA. RefSeq names its product CCAAT/enhancer-binding protein alpha-like. Lineage: Eukaryota; Metazoa; Chordata; Actinopteri; Cypriniformes; Cyprinidae. Gene Ontology annotation, biological process: myeloid cell differentiation; DNA-templated transcription; regulation of transcription by RNA polymerase II. The record is from RefSeq and is a predicted model, not a curated record. Gene Ontology annotation, molecular function: RNA polymerase II cis-regulatory region sequence-specific DNA binding; DNA-binding transcription factor activity, RNA polymerase II-specific.
AGUACUUGACAGAUGUGAAGCUCACACGCUGAGGGUGUAAGUGUCAUUUUAAGGGAGAUCUCGUGUGGUGUUUCAGCCUUAACACUCAAAUCCAUUUUACGGCCGAGUACACAGCCACUACAGGCUGCGCGCUCGCCUGUCCUGAGAACUUGGAGCCAGCGCGGCUUUCUCCGGUACUGCGAACAAGCUGGAUUCCCGGAGCUCUUCACCAUGUCUGGCGGGUUUUAGAUACUCCAUGGAGCAAGCUAACUUAUACGAGGUCGCCCCACGGCCACUGAUGACCAGCCUUGUACAGAGUCAGCAAAACGCCUAUACCUACAAAGACACCACUGGAGACCUGAGCGAGAUCUGCGAGAACGAGAACUCCAUCGACAUCAGCGCCUACAUCGACCCUUCAGCCUUCAACGACGAGUUCCUGGCUGACUUAUUCCACAACAGCUCCAAGCAAGAAAAGUUCAAGCUGGCGAGCGGAGACUACGAGUACCCCCACGGCGCCAAUGGCACACCGGGGCCCCCGCAGAUGUACGGCUGUCUGAACGGCUACAUGGAUUCCUCCAAACUAGAGCCCAUCUACGACAGCCAUGCAAGAAUGAGACCCGUGGCCAUCAAACAAGAGCCCCGGGAGGAAGAUGAGCUCGGCCACUCGAUGCCCCCCACAUACCACCACUCUCAACACCACGCGCCGCAUUUGUCGUACCUGCAGCACCAGAUCGCGCACUGCGCGCAAACCACCAUGCAUCUCCAGCCGGGUCAUCCCACACCUCCCCCGACGCCCGUGCCCAGUCCUCAUCACCAACACAGCCACCUGCCUGGGGGCUCCAUGAAGAUGUGCGAUCGAGGGAAAUCCAAGAAACACGUCGACAAGAACAGCACCGAGUAUCGGCUGAGGAGGGAGCGCAACAACAUAGCCGUGCGCAAGAGCCGGGACAAGGCUAAAAUGCGCAAUGUGGAGACGCAACAUAAAGUGAUCGAAUUGUCGGCGGAUAACGAGAGACUGCGCAAGAGGGUAGAGCACCUCACGCGAGAACUGGAGACGUUACGGGGCAUCUUCAGGCAGCUACCCGACGGCUCAUUUGUCAAAGCCAUGGGCAGCUGCGCCUAACAAAGCGAGCUGGACUUUUGAAGUAACUUUUGCGUGAUAUUUACGUCUGCUGGAUAAACGCUGACACAUUCUCAAAGUGUUUCUAUAGGAGCCAGGCAGCUGCGGUAGCCUAUACAUGUGCCUUUUGUACAAAACAAACGAUAAGCUCAUCUCUUUACACAUUUGGACUUGACUUGUUGUAGGUGUAGUCCUGUAAAGAAUGUGUGUGUGUGUUAGCUACGCGAAACAUUAUCAGUGCAGCUAAUAUACAAACUGCCCCCCAUGCGAACCUGAACUACACUUUGUAGCAACAAAAAAAACUUUCCUGCCAUAGCAGGCUGUAUUCCCACCACACCUGUUGCUGCGUAACAUUCACUGUAUGAUAUUGUUGAUUUAAACUUUGUGCAGGGGGUGGGGUGGAGUUGUUUCAUGGACGGCAAUAGACAAAUGCCAAAGCAUAGGACUGGAACUGGUUUUUACGGUGGUAGGCUAUUUGUCAUUCAUAUCGCAGACUGUAUGCACUAUGUCGUCCACACUCAACCUUAUGAAGCACAUUGCAUUGUGAACAUUUUGCCAUGAUUUGGGUACUGAUCUGUAAAACGCCUGUCAGUAUACGCUUUUAGAGUAAACGCUCUGUAUUUAUGCAGUAUGAUUGAUAAAAAUGUGAAAGGGUGCAUAUCUCUAUGCAAUGUCUGUUGCUGUCAUGAGAAUAAUUCCGGUGGACGAUCACCGUGUGCUUUCUCACUGGUUUUGCAGUGAAGUCCUGUCUUGCUCUGUAAGCGUGUGCAUUUCAUGUGAACGGUUUUUUUUCUUUUCACUCGAGCAGAUACCGCUUUCAGUGCCUUUUGAGUUUUUCCUGUCUUCAUCGUCAUCACUGACUGAACCGUUGGACAGAAAUAUACAGCAAGGAAAAGGAAGCACUUUUUUUUUUUUUUUUUUUUUUUUUU